AUGGUCGCUAACCUGAUUGCGGCAGAUGAUCCUAGCAACGCGAUUUUACCAGCACAUGAAUAUCUUUCGGGAACCACCGUUUCUUCUUUAUACAGACUACGCGAUAUUGACAACACAGAUGGCGGCUUUUUUGUUUUCGGAGAUCUUGCUGUAAAAAAAGACGGUCAAUAUAAGCUUCAAUUUAGUCUGUUUGAAAUCAUCAUUAGUGAUGUUGUACAAAAUCGCCGAACGAUGCAAUCCGAUGUUUUCACAGUUUACGUUCCCAAACGGUUUCCCGGCCCAUUUGAAGCCACCUUUCUAUCACGCACUUUCUCAGACCAGGGCGUAAAAAUGCGUAUCCGGAAGGAACAUCGAUUGCAA
Molecule: messenger RNA, 360 nt
Organism: Radiomyces spectabilis
Lineage: Eukaryota; Fungi; Mucoromycota; Mucoromycetes; Mucorales; Radiomycetaceae
Product: velvet factor
Exons: 3
Source: RefSeq, a predicted model, not a curated record